GGAAAGCGAUCACUAUACCCCUUGUGCUCCUUUCUCAAAGCAUGCCUCCGGAAGAUUGGGCUCGCAGGAGGAAAUCCGGAACCUGCAUCGUGUCUAAUCUACCUCAGUUGCAGAUAGAUCCCCAAGCUUAUCUUUGCUCGCAUGUGACCCCCAAUCGGCGUGUUUUCGAUAUCAGUUUCAUUGCCAUGCCUUGCCCGAUGAUGAGAGCGUCGUGAUAGAUUGCUGCAGUCCAGGGGGGUGGAGCUAGCGAUAAGCACUGCGUCCUUGUUUCUGGGCCUUCUCAGCCUGAGAAUCCGGGAGAAUCGCGUUGGAAGGGAAAAAUUACACUAUGAUCGGUUCCGUUGAUGAAAGAUAGCAAGGAGGUGAAGACGUAAGUAUGAUUGUUGCGAGUAGAGGUAGGUAGAGAACGGAGGGGUAAGAAAGUAUGUUCGAGACCUCACGGUUUGUUUCUUUUUGGGGAUCAGUUUGAGUCUUCGGGAGAAUUUGUGUGGUUUCGUAGUCAUAUCUGGAUCCUGCGAGAGAAGUGGGAGAUUAGAGGACCAGGAGUUACAUGUUGCGGCGGGUUCUUACGUGUUGAGAAUUUGUUAAGCGGCUGCGGCCUGGUUGUUUAGAAAAAAAAGGCCGAGUUUCCGGCUAUGGUGGCGGUGACGGUGGAUUCCAUGCUGGGUUUGCACUUUACUAACUGGUUUCCUCCUUUCAGAGUUCAUUGCUCAGCCGAUUCAGGAGCAUAGGUUUACGAUUUGUUGAGGAGGUUGUUGCAACGACGGUUAUGCUUUAAAGGCUUGCUAGUGGAAGUAGUUCUAUUGAAGUUUCAAGGUAGAACAGAAGAAAUUAAUUGUUGUAUGGGAGACUGAAUUGAGCGUCUGCCAAACGAUAGGACCAACGUAGGAAGGGGUCAAGCUAUUGGAAAAGCUGAAGCUAGCAUUUUCAAUGCGACAUCUACAGUUGCUCUGGCUAGAUUCUGGAAUUUAAAUGGUUCUUUCGCCGCUUCAAAUCGAGCAAACAGGCAAGUGCACGAUUGCCGCAUAUAAUACCUGGUUACCGACGUUCUGGCGAAGUUUCUUGUCCCCUUCUUUCCUCUUUCUUCUGUCCCAUGCCAAACUCUCAAUGCCUUCUCAAAUGACACCGUCGCUCACAACUCUAUCUGCGCACCAACGAGGUGGCAGCAACAUGAGUCCCCGGGCGUCGCCAGGAUUCCCCCAAACUCUUGCGUCGCCGGAUACACGUAUGCCUUUUAUCUCACAGGGCUUUGCGGCAUCUUCAUCAAUUCCAGGAGCUCUAGCUUGCGGUAGCCAGCCAGGGGGAGAAGCCAAUCAACAUCAACAGCUAAGGUUCUCUUCUACGGGAGCAUCAGGAUCAUCGUCCUCCUCAUGGCAAACACAGUCCCCAUAUGGUCAAUAUCAAGGCACCACCCCGAGCAUGAGCACACAGAUGUCACGCAUUCAUCACGAAUCGGGACACGGGAACUUGGCAGGGGGCGAGCAAACGGCGUCCUCGUCGUCGUUCCAGAUGCCUUACAACAUCUCCACAUCGUUCUCACAGCAGUGGCGGAGCACUAGUGGACAGUGGGAUUGCACAGGCUCCCCGCAGUCGGGUGAGCAUUGGCCAGUAGGUGGGAUGACGACCGGGGUGUUGAGCGGACCAGGCGGGGGGAGCAGACCAGCGCAUGCGCAUCUUAGUGUUCUUGUGCCGCCGAACAGAAGCGGGAUCAGUCUGGAUUCUCCACGGGGUGGGAUGCAUCCGCCGGGGGCUGGAGAUAGUGGAGGAUUUUCCAUGGAGUCUGGACCGCAAAUGCCAUUCCCUAAGCUGGGGUCUGGGAGAGAGGCUAGAUCCGCGACUCAGUUGAGGCAGUAUCCAUCUGAAGCAGGGCUUUUGAUUACUCCUAAGACAGAUGGAGCAGGUGCUAUUCUUUGCGAUCCGUUACAGGCUUUAUUGGAUGGCUCUUCGGAGCAGCGUUUACCCCACAGCGGUGAGUGCACCUCCUCGCCGACAGGAGAGGCAUCAUCAAACCUCCCUGAAUGGGAAAAGAAUUGGAUGGAAAACUUUCCAGACUCGUACAAUGAGGGCAGAUCCCUAGAUCCUAACAAUGCACGAGGAUUUCAGCAGCCAGAAAAGUUCUACUUAGUGGCGCCUCCUCAACCCAUUGCCAUGAGAGACCCGGGUACCGAGCAGCAACAGCCAGGGACUGCUUCAGGGAGCAGUCCGGUACCUCCAGCAGCUUUUUCAUCAGCUGCAGAGCACGUCAAAACACGCCUUCGAUGGACUCCAGAACUUCACGAGAAAUUUGUGGACGCUGUUGCGCAGUUGGGCGGCCCUGAACGCGCAACACCAAAAGCAGUACUGCGGGUAAUGGGAGUUGAAGGGAUCACUAUCUACCAUGUCAAGAGUCAUUUGCAGAAGUAUAGGCUUAUUCCCGAAGUUUCUUCCGAAGAUUCUAGGAAUGAUCGAAGACGGAAUGACAGUUCUCUGAGCCCGAUGGAUAUACAUUCGAGCCUUCAAAUGACACAAGCCUUGCAGAUGCAAAUGGAGGUGCAGAAGCGGCUUCAUGAGCAAUUGGAGAUCCAACGAGAACUUCAAUUGCGAAUCGAGGCUCAGGGACAAAGUUUGAAGAUGAUGCUUGAAGCUCAGGCAAAAGCUAGUGGAGUUUUCGGUGUUCGCAGUGACCGUGCCGGCAAGGAGCUCAUCCCUCCCGCGACUGACGCGAUUGCUGACCGAGAUUUUCCAACGCAAUCCUCUCCAGCACCUGAGAGUGCUGCAGCUGGCGCACGCACGAGCUCUCCUGGUUACGAGCAGUCCACAAAACGAGCUCGGGUGGAGGUCCCCAACUUGGUUAUCGUUCCGCAAGAGCCUUACAGGUCAGAAGCGUACAGACAUCAAGGCAAUAACAAGAUGGGGCUUCUUCAUGAUCGCUCCUCUUCCGCUUGGAAUUCCUCAAGCUCGUUGCAGGGAAGCUUACCGUCCCGGUUGGGUAGAUCCAGCUCCACUGAUCAGGUUGAAGGUGCAUUGGCCAUGUCCGCCGUGAGUGAUGGAGGUGGUGGAACGCCACAACGGCACACUGCCUCCCAAGGUUGCAUGCCACAGCAACCCGGGAACAUGACGUCGAAAUCGUUGCAAGCCUCUGUGUGAUCUGUACAUUGGUGUCCACACAACCUUGAAAUUGUUCUCUGAAAAAAAAAGUCCUUGAGUUGGAUUGUUGGUAGUCGCAAAGGUUUAACUCUUGCCUAUUUGAUCUGUCGAACGACUUUACGCUGAACGAAGUGGGCACGUUUCUUCUCGGUGGGCAAGCUCCACGACUGCCUUGAUCUUUAGUGGCAAGUUCUCAAGGCAGCGUAUGACGUUGGGCAAUUGAUCUUCUGUUUAGAUAUCCAGAACAAGAAACAGUGAAGUCGCCGAUUUGUUGGUUAAAUCCCUGCUGCAGGGUGUUUAUACAUUUGUUUUCGGUCACAUGCUCAGGUAUCGAGAUCUCCCAGCACUUGGUUUGAUCAGGUGGUUUACGCAGCCGUAGGUUUUAUCCGAGGACAAAAAAAAUACAUGGUUGAGAAGUAGAUGAAGUUAAGGCAAAGUGGUUCCUUAGGAGCACGCUGCGCAGGGUUAUCAACGUGGAACGUUCAAACCCGUUCUAUCUCCACUAUACCAAGCGGAAAGUGAGGUUGCGUGGUCGCUUGCCAGAAUUAGUGGUCUCCUCUCCAGCACCUGUGCAAUCCAGCCCUGCGGAAGACUCCAUGUUUGUAUUGGACAGGCCAUUCACACGCCGCCUCUGACCUUUAUUCGGCGCCCCAAGUCCGCUCCAUGAUUUCCCUACUGGAGUCACAGAUGGCCGCAGCACAGCCCAUAUGAAGUUAUAAUGGGGAUUGUAGCGCAUUCCACAUGAUCUAGUAGUGACAUCAUUCUUCAACGACACCGAUGUGUUUUGAGGGUCUGGUCUGUGUUGUGUAAGUAGAGCUACUACAUCCCUCACAACUGCAGCAUUGUUGUGAGCGAUUGUGGAAUUGGUUGAGAUGAGGACCGUUGUUGGCGCUCAAUAUGAAGGAAACUGUUUUCAAAGUCCCUCGCGGGAUAGAAAUCUGUUGUUUAUUAAAAGUUCCCAAAUUUAAGUGUGAA
Molecule: messenger RNA, 4101 nt
Organism: Physcomitrium patens
Lineage: Eukaryota; Viridiplantae; Streptophyta; Bryopsida; Funariales; Funariaceae
Molecular function (GO): DNA-binding transcription factor activity; DNA binding
Source: RefSeq, a predicted model, not a curated record